AUGCAAGCCCUGUACUUCGAUACUUCGCCUCAGCUCCAGUCUUCCAGCCGCCCUGCGUUUCAGCGAGCUCGGGCUGCAUGUCAAGCAUGUCGCACAAAGAAGGUACGCUGCAAUGCGAGUGACGGGGUGCGAUGCUCAAAUUCAAGUAGGAAGACAAAGACCUCCAGACGUAUCCUUUCGGCUGUGCCGUCUGCACCCAAAGAGCCACCUGUCGCGAUCGAUGGCGACGGGCAGCUGGCUGCACCCCGGCACGACGAGAUCCAAAGGACAGGUAGCUAUGAGCCUCGAGAGCUUGUUGAUGACGAGCGCUCGCGACUGGGCUCCGAACCUUUGGAAUUGCCUUGGGCAAUAGGCGGUCCCCAGCACAGGCAGAUAUAUUCCCACACAGUCCGCAGCCUUUCGCCUUUACACUCCCUGUCAGACCGCAGAGCACCAAUAAUAGAUCUUCCCAGCUACAUUAAACCACAGCCACCGAGUCUGGGUGCUGACGACAUCGAGUACCUUCAAAAGAAAGGUGCCUUCGUUCUACCGGACCCAGCCCUGAGAGACGAGUGUUUGCGGUGCUACAUUCUCUAUGUGCACCCAUUGUAUCCGACUGUGGAUUACACUCAGGUCUGGUCAAUUGUUCACAAAACUCCCGCCGGCAGAGGCAGGCUAAGCCUAUUGCUGUUGCAAGCCCUCAUUUUUGCUGGAAGUAUGUGGGCCGACGUAAGGCUUGUACGACGCGCUGGCUUCCUCAGUCGAAAGGCUUUCAGGAACAGCCUCAAUCAAAGAAUUCGAGUCUUGUACGACGCCGACUAUGAAGACGACCAAUUGACCUUGGUGCAGUCUUUGUUGUUAUGGUCCUUCUGGUGGAAAGGGGCGAACGGACACAAGGAUGGCUACCAUUGGGUUGGUGUGGCUUACUCCAUCGCGCGAUCCAUCGAUCUGCAUCACCCUACGACGGACAACGGCUCUAAUCGAGCUCCGCAGCAUCUACGAAGGCAACUCUGGUGGGCAAUAUGCAAUCGGGAGGUCAUUGGAUCUCAUAGCAUGGGCCGUGAGCCCAGAUUCAAGGAUGCCGACCACACCGUCCCUAUUCUUGGGUUGGACGAUUUCGACUAUGGCAAAAUGAUGUCAGAGGCACCGUCCGACAUGCCUCGCGCUACGGAAGCUCAAUACCUCGAUUUGGCCCGAAUCACAGUAGAGUUUGUCAAACUGAAUAAGAUCUUUAGCAAAAUUCUCGGCGUCGUGUGUCACGAAAAUUCGGUGAAUAGGACGACUAUGCUCUACUCGGCUCAACAAAUGAAAGGCUCGAACAGCGUGUCCUCAACAAAAGGGCGGUUGAACAUCGACGACCUCAUUGAAUGCGAUAGGGAACUCACCCGCUGGCGGCAACAAGUCCCCGAGAACCUUUGGCACACUGGACCACUGCCAUUUAGCCCUCCUGAAUGGCGGAAGGCCGAGUUGAGCCAUCGUGCGAUAUUGAGCAUGAUGUACCAUAUGGCCUUGAUGACCGUCCAUCGACCACAAGUGCUACCUUUAGAGUCUGCCGCUCCAAGCCCUACAGGGACAUCUGAGCGGAACAGAAGACACAUAUCGCGCGUACGCCAGAGACACUCUGCGCAGGAAAUCACGAGCAUAGCCAUGGAUUUCUUCAAUGCGGAUCUGCUCACCUUUUUGCCGGCUACCGUAGUCAGUUGUCUCAUGCCUGUCAGCAUCCUCCACACAUUAGACAUCUUUUCCGAUGAUGUCAGGAUCCGAACCGAAGCCACGCGGCAGCUGGACGAGUGCAGGGCCAUGCUUUACACGCUCGCAGAGCGACAAUUUGCGCCCGAAUGGGUUUUACAGACCGUGGAACAUCUCUUGAGCCGAGCUAAGCAAUGCGAAGGUUCGAAAGGCGCCUCAAGACUCAUGCAGCGGGCUCCCAGCGAUGCGGAGAGCCAUCCUGCUCGAUAUGAAGACCGGGACCGGGUGCCCAGCAACGACCGCUCCAAUAAUGAAUUUGAACAGAUAGAGCAGCCCACUGCGGCUACUAUCGCAAAUCCCGAUGCAGGCCAGCUAGAGUGGGAGUCUUGUUUAGUCAACCCAGAGGGAUGGUCAGAUUUUCAAAUACCGGCUUUAUCAGGACGACCGUUUCCCACAGACAUUGGCAGUUCUGAAGCCCUCGAAGAGUCAUGGCUAGAUUUUGCCCGCGUCUCCGGGGCCAUGCCUGGCUCGAAUCGGUUAAUUGGCCAUUUCUAA
This is a messenger RNA of Cladophialophora bantiana CBS 173.52, 2223 nucleotides long. RefSeq lists its product as uncharacterized. Bases 1 to 2223 code for a protein of 740 amino acids. The transcript has 3 exons. Gene Ontology annotation, molecular function: DNA binding; zinc ion binding; DNA-binding transcription factor activity, RNA polymerase II-specific. The record is from RefSeq and is a predicted model, not a curated record. Gene Ontology annotation, biological process: regulation of DNA-templated transcription; DNA-templated transcription. Lineage: Eukaryota; Fungi; Ascomycota; Eurotiomycetes; Chaetothyriales; Herpotrichiellaceae.